GUCUGCAAAAGCUGUUUAUUAAGCAAUAAAAGUUGAGCAGACAGUUGCUCCUGCUUCAAAUCACAUCUUAUUCUAGUUUUACACAACCUUUCAAUCUAUUGUAAUUCACUUUAUUAACAAACAAGGGUCUAUCUAAUUGUCAAGUUAAUCAUGCCAAGUAAAAUUCAUUCAGUUGCUGGUCAUCAAUUUAAAGCUACUUUGCUUACUUCACCAACCUUCUGUUCUCAUUGUCAUGGAUUCAUUUAUGGUCUUGGGAAACAAGGAUAUCAAUGUAAAGGUUGUUUCUGUGUUGUACACAAAAGGUGUCACAUUGCUGUGAAAAGUCGAUGUAAAUUUGGAGAAACUAAUCAGGAUUUGCCUAAUGAGGAUCAACAAGAUAUUGGUAAAUCUCAUACUCGCACCUACAUGUUACCAAUUGUCUGUAAUUGUGGUUCAAUAUUGGGCGGAAUUGUUCAUCAAGGCUUCAAAUGCAAAGAUUGUGGGGCAAAUGUUCGCAGAAAAGGCAGAAAAUAUUUUCCCAUAAAAUGUUGACAUAAUGCUUUAUAUUGCUGGCUUGUCAAACCUUUAUUAUUAACUGCAGACGGUUAACCAACUAUCAACUAAUAAUUUCGAAAAUUUAUUUAAAUCUUCGAAAAAAUGAAUUCCUUGAUCGAAAUUUUAGUUUGAAAAUAGCCAUAUGAUAAUAAUAUUAAAUCAUGUUCAACCCAAUUGGUAAAAAGUUGAUCGAUUUAAAUUGUUAAUUCUUAUUUUAUUUUGAUUAUGGUCAUCAUGAAAAUUAUUCAUUUAAUAGAUUAAAGCUCAAUAUAUUCUUUAUUCUUCUUUAGGUAUUAUCACAACGUAUCACAAUGUACAUACCUAAUACCUAAUAUGAUUGGAAAGAGCUUUAAAAUCAAAGAGUGAUCAAUAAAAUAAUUUAAUAUGUUAAAA
Molecule: messenger RNA, 927 nt
Organism: Tetranychus urticae (two-spotted spider mite)
Lineage: Eukaryota; Metazoa; Arthropoda; Arachnida; Trombidiformes; Tetranychidae
Product: calcium-dependent protein kinase C-like
Biological process (GO): phospholipase C-activating G protein-coupled receptor signaling pathway; intracellular signal transduction
Cellular component (GO): cytosol
Molecular function (GO): protein serine/threonine kinase activity
Source: RefSeq, a predicted model, not a curated record